GCGGGGCAGCGUUGUGCGCCCCAUCGCUUGGCCCAGCCCGCCUUAUCCCGCUCGGCCUGGGGGCUGCCGCCACUGGGGGAGGCGCCCGGCUUCCUUCCCGCAGGCGCUAUCGCUAUAUAUCGUGCUGUCGCGGCCCUUCCCGUGACCUUCCUGUGAGGCGGGUGCCUAGCCCUGGAUCUCCCUGCGCGUCCGCUCCUGGAGGGUAGAGCUAGUGGGGUGGCUUAGAGACGUGGCCUGCAGGUUUUGAGGUUGAUCUUGCUGUAGGAUAAUGGCAGGAAAAGUAAAGUGGGUAACUGAUAUAGAAAAAUCUGUGUUAAUAAACAACUUUGAAAAAAGAGGCUGGAUUCAGGUGGCAGAAAAUGAAGACUGGAAUUUUUAUUGGAUGAGUGUACAAACAAUCAGAAAUGUUUUUAGUGUGGAAACCGGUUACCGCCUUUCUGAUGACCAAAUUGUCAAUCAUUUCCCCAACCACUAUGAGCUGACCAGAAAGGAUUUGAUGGUAAAAAAUAUCAAGCGAUAUAGGAGAGAACUUGAGAAAGAAGGAAGUCCUCUUGCAGAAAAGGAUGAAAAUGGAAAAUAUAUUUAUUUGGAUUUUGUUCCUGUUACUUUUAUGCUUCCUGCCGAUUAUAAUCUCUUUGUUGAAGAAUUCAGAAAAAAUCCCUCAAGCACUUGGAUUAUGAAACCUUGUGGUAAAGCUCAAGGAAAAGGAAUAUUUCUAAUCAAUAAACUCUCUCAAAUUAAAAAAUGGUCUCGAGAUAGCAAAACAUCUUCGUUUGUAUCUCAGUCUUCCAAAGAAGCUUAUGUGAUUUCUCUAUAUAUCAACAAUCCAUUACUAAUUGGAGGAAAGAAAUUUGACCUUCGUCUGUAUGUUUUAGUAUCUACAUAUCGCCCUCUGAGAUGUUACAUGUAUAAACUUGGAUUUUGCCGGUUUUGCACAGUAAAAUAUACACCAAGUACAAGUGAAUUGGAUAACAUGUUUGUACAUCUUACAAAUGUUGCCAUUCAGAAACAUGGGGAUGAUUACAAUCAUAUCCAUGGAGGCAAGUGGACAGUGAGUAACUUACGCCUGUAUCUAGAAAGCACCCGUGGAAAGGAAGUGACGAACAAAUUAUUUGAUGAAAUUCACUGGAUAAUUGUGCAGUCCCUGAAAGCUGUUGCGCCUGUAAUGAAUAAUGAUAAACACUGCUUUGAAUGCUAUGGAUAUGACAUAAUCAUUGAUGACAAGCUUAAACCAUGGCUAAUUGAGGUUAAUGCUUCCCCUUCUCUUACUUCCAGUACAGCUAAUGAUCGCAUCUUGAAGUAUAAUCUUAUUAAUGACACACUUAACAUUGCUGUGCCAAAUGGGGAAAUUCCAGACUGUAAAUGGAAUAAAUCUCCACCAAAAGAGGUUCUUGGCAAUUAUGAAGUCUUAUAUGAUGAAGAGAUGGCGCAAAGUGAUGGUCCUGAUCGUGACUUCCGAAGUCGUUCUGGGCAAUCCACUGGAACAAAAGGAGGUCGUGCAAGAGAUUUGGGAAAGCCUGUAUUGACCACCUGGAAAUAACAAUUAAGAAACCCAACCACACUGGUGGUAGGACAACAUCGUGUUCAUGAACCGAUUUCUCUAUUUUGCUAUGUUGUAUGUGGGAGGUAUUAAAGGAGGACAAUACAGCUUUUGAAAAGAAAUGAAAUAUAUUCUAAAACCAGGAACUGUACUAUACAUGCGCUGACUUGCCAAUUAUAAUAAUUAUACACAUGCACGUGCAUAUAUAUAUAUAAUGUAUGCAUAUAUAUAAAAAACUAAUUUCAUGCAAGUAUAUCUGUGCAUGUGCUUAUAGUAGUUCUCUGAAAGCAAGAAAUUUUGAACUUUCAGAAGCGUAUAUAUUCAGACUUUGAAGAACCUAAUACACUCUCAGCAAUGAUUAAAAGGUUUCUUUAUAAAGAUGACAACUCAAAAUAUGUGUUCUGAAAGAAGAUACUCGUUGCUCUGAAUAUAAUUUAUUUUCAAUAGUAGCCUAUCUCUACAUCUCUAUAACAAAUGAGAUACGCAUUCUGUGAAAGGUGGUAGUGGUGAGGAUAGUUAUUGCCAGAAUGAUGGUUGAUGGCUUCUCACUAGUAAAGGAAAAAAAAAGUAAUGAGAGAAAAUAGUAGUGCAUGGAGUAAGUAAAAAUAAAUAAAUAAAUAAAGUAAAUUUUUAUAUGCUGAGGGUUUUUGAUCGUUCUGUUUUUGUUUUCCCUUAAAAUGUUUUGUGCUGAUACCUCUUUAAAGGGAAAAGUUUAAUGUACAAAGGAAACAUUUAAUAGGGUAAAUUGAUGCAUUAUUUGACUAGCUGUUCACUUUUAUUGCAAGAUAAUGUGUCUUUUUGGAAAAUCAGACAGAACAAUUACAUACUGUAAUAAAUCUUAGUGCUUGAGACUUGCUAUACAUCUUUAUUUGCACCAGAGUCUCUUCAUGUAUUUAUGCGCGUAAGUAGAAUAUCUGUAUAUUUUGUAUGUACUAUAACAAAAAUAUUGUUGAACAUGAUAAGCUAUUUCUAGUAGCUCUUGUAUAAAAAUUUGUGACAACUAACUACCAAAAUAUAUAGAGCAAAAGUUAAAAAUAGGUAUUUCAGCCCUCAAACGUUGUAGUGUAUAUAAAUAAACUAGUUGAGUCAGUGGCUCUUGCUUUCCACUUGCAUUUCCACCAGUUGUUUGGCUGUUAUUUAUACAUAUAUGGAUGUGCAGCUCUGAUCAUCUCCUCCCCCCUCAUGUUUUUUUUUUUUUUUUGAUAGUGGAGAAUUAUGGAGAGAAAGACAAAAGUUGCAAGUAUCCAUGCAACCAUAAUACACUCUAAUCUGGAUACCACUAAUGCAGUGAUACUCAAUUUCUGCCUGCCAGAGCAGGCUAAGUGCUUUUUGCCUUUCUAUGUGGCAGGCCACUUAAGUGCAUGCAAGUUAAACUUAACCUCUCCAGUAAGUGUAUUGUUAAUAAUUUAUCCUGCUGACACAAACAUGGAUUCAAUAAUGCAGUGCUCUUUAAAGAGCAAGAAAUCAGAGGCUGCAGUUAGUUAUGGUGACCCUCUCUUCCUGAUCUCACUCCACUUUCUUUUUAAAAACAAUGGACUAGUGGUCAGACUGCUUUCUCCUCAUUUCCUUUUCCAAUAAGCUUUUUGCAGAGGUUGAAGUGUGAAGGCUUAGCUAUGUUAUCGCUUGUAAUGCAUACAAAAAAUAGCUAUACAAAGGGAGUUUUAUGGAACAAAAGUGAAAUGAUAUGAAAUCCUAGGUGAUUGCCUUUCUCCUUAUCAGUAACAAGCAAAAACUAACUGUAAGCAAGCAGGAAGUCUUCCUUUUCUAUGAAGAACUUGAAGCCUCAUAUAGAUAAGUGAAACGUUCUUGUGAAAAUCAAAACUGGGAACCCCCGUUGAAAAAUACAAUGCUUCUUUACCUGAAUUUCCCUAAGGAAAGGGUCGUAGCCUGUGGUAGCUGAAAAAGUUCGUUUUGUGCGUGAAACGACUUGUCUGCAGGCUCUGAAAUGGGACAAGGGAGAAGGAAACAAAAGCAGUCUUAGCUAAUAGUUCCAAGGGAGGAGGGCAGUACGUGAACAUCAUUCUGUGAGAUGUUUGUUUUUACCUUUCAAGGCCAUGUACAGGUGAAAAGCUGGUGAGGAGGAGGAAAGGCUUGAAAGGAAAACUUAUUGCAUGUUCAGGGAUAAAAUUUUAAACUUUUCAUGCCAGUGUUCCUUAGCUAAAUCUGCUGUUGUAGUAGGACAUAAAUAAUGGUACAAAGUGGUGUGUAAACUGAUAACAGCCUGGGGCACGCUCCACUAUCAGUUGGAGCUUAGGCGAUUAGUGAGAUGUUUAAACCAUUCAGGUCAUGUGUUUAUACUGUAGGAGUUGAGGGUAAUUAAAGGUGUGAUGUUAACAUGUAUGACAGUGUUCAACCUUGUGUGGAUGCUCUCAUUCAAAGGUAAGGUGGCUCUUUUUGCUGAAGCCUAAUUCUCCAAAAGAUUAAAGGCUGUUUUACCUCUGAUUGAGAGAGCUUAAAUGGGCUUAAAUCUGAGUGACUGCUAGUAGACAAGCUCAUGGAUCUGAGUAACUAGCCUUGGCCCUAGGCCAGUCUUCCUCUAAGUGCAUCUGACUGUAAGAUAAAGAAAUUGUUUGGGAUUUCAUGGGAGCAAAAUAAAUUAGAAAUAGAAGUCCUCAAAAGUUCUGACUUUGGCUAAUGUAAUAACUUGUCAGGAAGAUCUAAAAUAAAUAUGCUUCUCAGUCUUGAUCUUCAUAUGCUCAAGUGAUCAGUGGCAUAACGACAGUAUUGUACGAAGAAUUAAAUAUACAAGCUCUAAACAGCUACAGUUGUUAUAAUGACAUUAGUGUAGAAGAAGCUUAUUGCUAGAGUUGAAUAGUGGGGCUUGCUUCCUGGGCACUGACCUUUCUCCCUAUUAAUUCUUUGACAUGAAAGGCAUUAAUAAGAUUCCCACAGAAUAGCUUCUUUAUAUGGCUCUAGGAACUUAAUUAGAAUAGAAGAAACAGUAUUAUCCCUAAAGCUACUUUGUUGCUGUUGGCUUUACAACAGAACUUCUGCCUAAAAUGUCCCCGUCCCCUGGUUCACUUCCUGCUCUGAACUUAGCAAAACAAUGGACAUUUCACAGAAGAGAGAUAGUGCUGCACUUCAGCAGGAGAACAUGUCAGGCAGAGCCAUUUAUCUGUUGAAAAGGAAGGAGCUUUAUUCUGUCAUUAUAAAAUAAGGCUGUUUUCAAAGUAGUUACUAUUCAGUUUACGUAUGUGGAACUAUGACCAGAAGGUAACUCACAUUUUGUGUCUGCUUUAUUAAAAUAACUCACUCAAUCCUGCAGUUCAGUAGGAGGAACUCUAUCACAGCUGGUGGGUGUGUGUUGCAAUGUAACAUAACACCCCUGUCCUUAGCUAGGUGUUCUAACCUGAAGAACAACAACAAAGAAAGUCUUUAUUCCUGGAUUCUUUGCAGAAAAUAAAUGUGUAUAGCUAAGAAAAGCUGACUAGUCAUAAUUUUGCUAAAACAUUUGAUUAUUUAGGGGAAAUAGGAACAUAAACAAGUAUCUUGGAAAGACUAAUUGUUUUUAUGGAGGAGUAGGAAGUUGUUUGAGCUGGACUUCAAUUUUUUUUUUUUGUUUUUAAUUUUUAAUUUGCUAUCAAAGCUAGGCAAGCUUCAAGAAACUUGCCAGAGGUUGAAGCAGUCCAUAGCCAGAACGUUCCCAAUUGUUUUGAUGACAUAAAGAUAUCCUUACCAUUGGCAGACAGUUCUCUAUGCUCUAAUUAUUCUAAAAUUUUGUACCUAUUUAAAAGCAUACCGUUCACAUCUGAGAGAAAAUUGUUGUGUAAUAGAGAAGUAAGGACGCUACAAAACACUGAUUAAUAAAGUUAAUUUAAAAAAAUAAGGAGAUAAAGACUAUUUCAAAUGAAUUUGUAUUCUGGAAAAAAAAAUCUUUGAAAGCUGGCCAGUUAAAUAAUUAACUGAUGUGAGUGGAAUUAAACAUUCUGAAUUAGCAUAUGUAAUCACUAAUGGUAGUGCAUUUGUAAUCAAAAUAUUGUUCAGGGUUUAAACUUAGGUUUGCAACGGAAUAUGUAACACUUAGGAUUUUUUUAUCUAGAGGUAAGUAUUCUGAAGAGAGUGAUAAAAUGUUACAGCAAGAGCCAAGAACUGGCAACAGAAUCUGCACUGAGUGAAGCCAAGAUAAAAUGUUGGUACUUAAAAGGACACAUGAAAUUUCUGAGGACAGCAAAGGACACAAGAAGCAUGUUUAAAAAUAGAUUGUGUUAAAAAUAAAAAUAACCGUGGGAUAUUUGCCUAAAAUGUGGGAAGAUUUUUUUUUCCAGAAAUUUCUUGUCUUGUCCCUUACAGUCAAAAUUAAAUGCCCAUCAAUGGGCUUAUAUAAACUGUUAGCCUUUCUUCUAAGAAAAAAAGAUUGAGAUGAUCUUUCCAAGGAUGUCACAUUUUGAGUAAAACUGAAAACACACAGAGAACAACUGAAUUUUAAUAUUUACAAAUAUAUAUAUAUAUAUAUCUCAAAAUGCUAAAAUCAAGAUGAACAAUGCCAUUUUGAAGUGUGAUUCAUACCUCUAAGUUAUUUAUGGCAUCAUAAUAGUGUCGUCAUACUGGCGGGUUGCAUGACUGGUGGUAGAUAUAGACAGACCACUAAUCUCUUUUAAUUCAGUACAAGAAAAAUGUAAUGCUUGAAUAAUCAUAAUUUCAAUUUUAUAAAUAGAAAAAAUAGUAGUUUACCAACUACUGAGGUAUAUUUCUCCAAGCAGUUUUUUUAGUGCAUGUAAGUGGUGCAUGUGACCUCAAACCUGUAUAUCUACAUACAUUAAACUGUAUUACCAUAUGUAAUGAAGUCAAACUAAGCAGCAGCAUGUGCAGACAAAUUCUGCUUUCACAUAGAGAGGUAAUUUAUAGGAAGAUCAAUAGCAUUGAUGCAAAAUGUAGACUAGGCCAACUUAAAUAAUGUUGUUUUGUAAUUGUUUCAAAUUAUACACUUGGAAAGGGGGUACAUUUUUUUUUUCAAUUAAAAAUGUUUUAAAAUUC
This is a messenger RNA of Anas platyrhynchos (mallard), 6514 nucleotides long. RefSeq names its product TTL family tubulin polyglutamylase complex subunit L1 (gene TTLL1). Gene Ontology annotation, cellular component: ciliary basal body. Gene Ontology annotation, molecular function: tubulin binding; tubulin-glutamic acid ligase activity. Gene Ontology annotation, biological process: protein polyglutamylation; microtubule cytoskeleton organization. NCBI's taxonomy places the organism in Eukaryota, Metazoa, Chordata, Aves, Anseriformes, Anatidae. The record is from RefSeq and is a predicted model, not a curated record.